AUGGAUGGUGGUGAUGAUCACUUCCACCAUCGCCCAAACUUCCCUUUUAAACUACUUGAAAAGAAAGACGAUGAAGCUGCCAGCUGCUCCUCCUCCGGCACUGCUGCAUACCCUUCUCUUGCCAUCUCCGCCGACACUAAUCUAAACCCUGGGCUUAGAUCCAACACCUCUAAUAUGCAAAUUAUAACCACCGCCACCACUUCCUCCGCCGAGCCUUCAAAGAAACAACCCCCCAAGAGAACAUCCACCAAAGAUCGGCAUACAAAGGUCGAUGGCCGCGGCCGCCGUAUCCGUAUGCCGGCUUUAUGUGCCGCAAGGGUUUUCCAGCUUACCCGUGAGCUUGGACACAAGUCUGACGGUGAAACCAUUGAGUGGCUCCUGCAACAGGCUGAACCUUCCGUCAUCGCAGCCACCGGAACUGGUACUAUCCCGGCGAACUUUACUUCACUCAAUAUCUCACUCCGGAGUUCUGGGUCAAGUAUGUCGGUUCCGUCGCAGCUACGAUCCACUUAUUUCAAGCCGAAUUUCACUCUCCCACAAAGGAGGAAUCUUUUUCCUGGAAUUGGGUUAUCUCCAUCGGAGAAUUCUUCAUCUAAUCUUUUGAGUUUUGGGUCGACGAUGAAUCUGAAUCAGAUGUUACAAGCGAAGCAAGAAAUGAGGGAUAAUACGGUCGAGUUAUCAGAGAUGGAGGAGGGAAUGGGAAGGAAACGACGGCCUCCGAUGGAGCUGGAUUUAUCGUCACAACACCAACAACAGAUGGGAAACUAUUUGAUGCAGUCAAGCGCCGGAGCGAUGGCGGCUAGUCACCCAUCGAUUCCGGCGAACUUUUGGAUGGUCUCUAAUCCUAACCAACACCAAGUCAUGAACGGCGACCCUAUCUGGACUUUUCCGAACGUAAAUAACAGUGCUGCUGUGUAUAGAGGAACGGUUUCAAGUGGCUUACAUUUUAUGAAUUUUCCGACACCCGUCGCGCUUCUGCCUAGUCAACAACUAGGAGCGGGAAUCGGCGGUAACAAUGGUGGUGGUGGUGGUGGUAGUGGUUGUUAUAGUGAAGGGCAAUUGAACAUGCUUGCUGGAUUAAAUCCUUAUCGGCCAAUAUUCGGUCCAGGGUUAUCUGAACCUACGGCGAGUGGGUCUGAAUCUCAGUCUCACCACCGCAGCGGCGGUGGCGGUGAUGAUCGGCAUGAUACAACCAGCCACAACUCGUAG
Molecule: messenger RNA, 1209 nt
Organism: Lactuca virosa
Lineage: Eukaryota; Viridiplantae; Streptophyta; Magnoliopsida; Asterales; Asteraceae
Source: the annotation of a GenBank genome assembly